This is a messenger RNA of Dichomitus squalens LYAD-421 SS1, 6252 nucleotides long. RefSeq lists its product as uncharacterized. Bases 1 to 6252 code for a protein of 2083 amino acids. The record is from RefSeq and is a predicted model, not a curated record. The transcript is spliced from 8 exons. Lineage: Eukaryota; Fungi; Basidiomycota; Agaricomycetes; Polyporales; Polyporaceae.
AUGGACCGUACAUUGCAUGACUCCUCCUUUCCUACCACGACCCCCUACGAAGACGCCGACGCCACUCAAGCCGACGUCGAGUCGGACGCGUCGGAGCGCGUCCAGAACACUGCCUACGGGCAAGUCAGAGUCUCCGGAAGGUCGAUCAAGCUCAAGCGCAAUGGCGUGGCAAUCCCUAAGUUCGAGGAGCAAGAGUUCAUCUCUGCGACAGCCAGCACAUUGUCAGAUGAAGAAGCGGCUGAGCGUGAGGCGGUGCGGCAGCAGUUGGAGGACUUGGAGCAGAUGAUUCUCCGGUUUGAGCUUGCAGCGCAACCUUGGAAGGCCCGGAAGUCAAAAUCCAACCGCAGAAAGUCCAUAGUGCGCAGCAUCCGCAAGGAGGCAAACUCUGCACCAUCGUUCAUGGCUGAUCGCGACGACGACCUCGACGACCUAGCCGCGGCCUUUGGCUCCACAUCGUUGCUGCAUGAGUCAACAGAUCUUCCUGCUGAUCCCUCGCCUUCAAGCGUCCGGCGUACGGAAAAGUUGGGUCACCGAGCGACUCCAUAUCCGACCUUGCAGACAGGGAGGUCAAGGGUGAAGAAAUCAGUGAAGACAGUGAGGUUCGAGCGAGUUCUACCCAUCCACUCUCCCUCGCCCUUGCGACCUCUUCCCCCGGCGCGUCGCCCCAAUUCCCCCCCACUCCCGAGCCAAUACGACCUCUACCCCUAUAUCCCCUCUCCCCCCCUCAUCGGCUCAGAGCAUCAACGUGUACCGGAGGCGUACGAACCGUAUAAUCCGCCUCCCACAUCACAUCCGUCGGCGCCAUCGGUUCCAUUACUUGAGCACGAUGACAGCUCGUUGGUCCCCACUCGUCCUAAUUCGCCGGCGCCCAUAGAGAUUGCCAUCCUGCCCUAUGAAGGCAUGACCUCAUACCUCGCUAUGGAUACCGGAAGUGUCAUCAAACGUCUUGGUACGGAACAGGUCGAGGUCUCCUCGCAUCGUCGGGUGUCCAAGCUCCAUCGACGUGUCUACCGUCCCAACCUGGGGUGCUACGAGGAGAACCUCGAUACUGACGAUGAAGAUGAGGCCUCCACAGAAGCAGAAGACAAUGGAACCGAGGACAUCGUUCGACCAGUCGAUGCGCAAGGCUUCGUAGUUGUGGCGGACGAGCCUACCCCAGAACAACGAGCGGCGGCAGAAUCGUUCCUCGACGACUUAGAGAGCGAAAUGGCGGCUCGGAGCCCGCACUUGCUCCUCGAGAACGGCUUUGAUCGUAAGCCGCCACAGUCCGAUUCUCGAGACGCCCUCCAGCUGCACGAUACUCCUACCGCGUCCACCCCUGCGUUGAGUUCAGGCUAUCAUCGCGAUUCUAGUCCCGAAGAGUCACCGUAUCCGUGGACGCCACCCGUCCCACCCGAAGCUGAGUCUAGUAACCUAGAAGCUGAGUCCUCCAAGCAUCCGGACUAUGAAGCGAUAUUCGGAGGGCUUGACGAUGAGGACGAGGAGGAUUACCGUUUGAAUUCAGGAUGUAGCAAGGGAAAGGGCCAGGACGACGUGGAUGGUGCCGCUCCCUCCACAGAGAAUGCAGGAGCAACAUCCCGGAGAUCGUCAACUCCGCCGGCGCGGGCGCUGUCCGAGACCUUCGUUGACUCGGAAACCCCAGCCCAGCCUUCCCUCCCUCCCUCCUCUAGCAUCGCCGCUGUCGUUGCUCAAGACGAGCAGCUAUAUCAAAUGGCUUGGCCUACCGCCACACCGCAAACUCCCCAAUUCCAUUCAGCGUUCGCGUCAUCGCCACCCACUUUUAUGGCGUCUGCGUCGUUCAAGCCACCCCCGGUAUCUUCCUGGUCACCUGCACCCGUCUUCGCACCAUCGAUAUCUGCCUGGACGUCGGCGUCACCUUCUACCACGUCCAUCUCCUCCUGGGCAUCUGCGCCAUCCUGGUCGUCAGCUCCCCCACUUCCGUCGACGUCAUCUUGGUCCGCUAGUUCGUCGUCGUCAUUCUGCCAGCCGUUCGUCGCCAAUCCCAUCAGCAUUCCCCAAUGUAUCGCAGUCCCGCAGCUCGCCAGCCAUACAGACAACGUCAUACAAUCGCAUGAUGUCGACAUGGAUACCGCCGCAAGCUCCGACAUGAGAGUCGACAUCAAGGUGCCACACCUCGGGCGCCACGACCGCCGCCGCCGCCGCCCUUACGGUCACCAACGAGCUGCGAUGCGAUUGCUUCAAAUAGCUGCCAUAGAGCCACGGCUCAAGAUCCGUGCUCCGCCUCUCCGUCGUUUCUUACGCAGUCUCACAGCUAUCCAGCCGCGUCAUGUGAAGGUCUGCGCUCACAUUUGCGCCGAGCUCGGCGUUCAGUCUGUUCGUGAGGCGAUCAGCAAGUUGCGGAGACACGAUGUGAGCAUUAAUGCCUCUCCCGGCGGACGCUUGUUGCUGGACGUGCAGCGUAGGCAACGUCGUGCCCACCGCGCUGCCCAGCAUAUGGUGCAGCGUGUCCGUCUGCAGGCUCGUCGCAGACGCCACAUUGCCGAGCCGCCUUCACUCCAUGCGUCCGAGGCCAUGACCAUCGAUCCGUCUCCUGGGAGGAUUCCCAUGGAAGACAUCGAGAUGGACGGCAAUGGCUGGACCGUGUCCCCCGCUUUCGACAGCCAGGUGGACUGCGACAUGUCCGCGAUCGUCAUCCAAGUUACUGCGCCUUCACCACCACCGACUCCUGUCGAGGAGGAACAGCCGCUUGCGAAGGAUUCAGUGAAUCCUCCCCAAUCAUCCUUGUUCUUUGAUGUCCCCACCUCCACCUCGGCCCAGACGCCCUCUGCUUCAAUGAAGCAGAGUAUCGUGAUGAAGUACAACAAGUCUAUCGCAGUGUCGCCAACGUCUGAGAACGAUCUUGAACCUGUUGCCGCCCCCGCCGAACCUGCCGUCAUCAACAACCCGCCCUUGGACGAAGCAGAAGAGACUGACGACGAGACAGAGUGGGAGCCAGUCGCCAUUCCCGACACUAACGAUGAAGGUGUUCCUCCAUCAAGUCCCCUGCCCGUCGAGCAGGAUGCGCCUGCGAAAGCCCUUCCAGAAGUCCCUGCGCCCGUUGUUGCGCAGGCAGGUCCAGAGCGGGUCGUCGCCUCUAACGGCUUUAGCGGUCCUCCCGAAGGGCGUCCCAAAAGAGUCGGUGAUCUCAACGAGUUCACAGUCGCUCAGGACAAAGACAAUGAUCAGCAGGAUGCGCAGGGUGAGGACGAAGAUGAUGAAGAUGCUGUAUCGCUCGGGAAGACGGACGACGAGCUGGAGAUUCAGCAAUACUACGGCGACCUCUAUAACGAUGAGGAUUAUGACGAAGGCGAAGACGAUGACUAUACCCCUGAGGAGGAUGAGGAGACUUCCGAGGAAGAAGGGGACGAAGAAGGCGAGGAAGAAAGCAACGAGUAUGACGAGUCUGCACUCAUUAACCCGACCAAGCGUCCGGUAGCAGCAAAACCCUCACCCGCUCCUGCGCCCGAAGCUGUGUCUGUCGAGGAAUCGCCCCAUUUGCUGGUCACUGCAACUCCUCCAACAGUUUCUGCAGCUUCCUCUUCGUCGAACUCUGGAGCUCCCACAAUCCCCACUCAGUGUUCUGAACCAUCCAGCGGAUCCGGUGGUCCCCAGAUCCUUCCGGUCGUGGCAGAUUACAACGGAGCGGGAUCCGCCUACAACCUUCGAUUGCUCGCAAAUGCAGCUUGCGUUUCCACUGAGAAUCGCCCUAGCGGAGAAGCAGCACAAGCCGCCAGGCUUCGACGCAGGGAGGCUCAAAUGAAACAGGACGAGGCGCGCAGGAAGCUCAUUCAGUCGAUCUCUGCACAAGUCCUGACUAGUCAAUCGACUGAGUCUGCGUCUGCGUCUGCUACGCGCACGUCCGGUCCGUCCCAACAAGAUCUUCAACCUCCGGACGAAGAUCAAGCGACCAAAGGACAACGAGCUCAUUCUGCCCUUCGGAAUGAAACUGGGCCCUCGUAUCGACCUCAGACUCAAGCUCCGGGAGAUGAUAUCGAGAGCUUUGUCCGCAAUUCUGAACCUGAAGUUGCGGAGACCAUCGUUUCACGGCCUGACAAGGGCAAAGGCAAAGCGAAGGACACGUCUGAUACUCUGGUGGAAACGCAGACCACGAUGUCAACUGAUUCAGCGGCCCAAGACAUUGCUCGUGCACUCGACCCCGAGACGUUGAUCUUCAACCUCGCCAGCUUCUCAGGAGACAGUCACACCCAACGGCCUUCCGGCUCUGGCAGCCGUCAAUUUACGACGCCAGGCUCGGAGCGCCGGUCAGCCCCAUCAAUCCAGCAGAGCCAGCCAACACAGGAGACAGCAGGGAGAUCUUCAUCCGAUUUCCCUAUCGAGUCUUCCAACCGCGAGCAGAUGAGACCACCAUCGGAUGUCGCUCGUUCAACUCCUCCGCCGACAUCAGGACUGUAUGGCGACGUGCUUCUGGCGGAAACCCACGAUGAUAAAGAGAUCGCUGCAGCGUGGGAUCCCGCCGAAGAUCGCCCUUCUGACGUUGGUCCGCAGGCAUUCCCUGUGCAGAAAUCAACGUUGCCCUCUCCUAGCGACGCUCAAACAUCGCAAACCGCUCGGUCUCCGUUCCCACCUUCCACCACCGACGACGCCCAUCUGGCUGAAGUCAUGGCAGCGGAAAUGGCCGAAGCCCUUGCUGAUCUCGAGCAUGCGUUUGGUGUCGACACCCGCGAUCCACCAUCGUCCUUCCUUUUCGAUGAAGCUGUAUGGCAGGAGAUCCUAGCGCAUACCGGAAGCGCGAUGGAUGAGGGAGUCUCUGAUUUGAUCGACUUUGGAUUUACUACAGCCUCUGAGCCUCAUUCUGUCGGCACUCUCAACAGCGGGCAGGAUCUCAUCUCGUAUUGCGACGUCCCAGCCGCUGCUCCCCAUGACCCUCACUUCGCCAUAACUGCAUUCGCUGGAUCUCUGGAUGCGGACUCGCUUCAGGCAUCUGACGCCUCCUUCCCUGCCGACGUCUCCAUCCCCAUGAAAGAGGACCACGUCUGGCUGCUCGACGUCGAUGCAAACGUUGUUAUUCCUCCUACUCCAAGUGGAGAAGAUUCGAGCGAGGAAGUACCAGAAGACCCAGGAUCUGAGAACGCUUUCGAUGACACAGCGAACACGGAGGCAGCACUCCAGAGUCGGCCGCUUGAACUGGAGUCGGACGUUCAGGGAGGGGCAAUGGUACAUACCCAACCACAGUGUGAGUCCGGUGCCCAGGCGGAGACGUCUUUCUCUGCUUCGGCCUAUCAGCCAGCUGGAGAGAACUCCGGCCUGUUCGCGCGUGCACACGGAUAUUGCGACGCUGAAGCCGGGAGGCUAUCGCCCACCACCACCUUCUCCGAGGAACGGGGUGAAGUUAUCCGUGUUUCCGACCUCUGCUCUGAGGCCUUGGUCAGCCUUCCUCCUCCUGAAUCUGAGGUCUCACCAGCAGCGAUCACGGCUGCACCCGCUGCGGACUUGGCAGUCCCUACCGCAAGCACCGAGGUUCCUGUCAAAGCAACGACCACCGCGUCCCACGCAGUCGCCCCUCCCCCAGACACUCCCCCACCGACACGGUGGAGACGAAACCCGCAUCGGAUCGCGAACACUAACGAUAGGUUUGCACGCCUGGACGAACUCCCGCCCUUCGCGCCGUGCCGCAGUCUCAGUGAACACCUCCGCCGCUACUUCCCGCCGGACGACGAGCCGCGCCAUAAGCCCGCACGCCCGCGCCGGCGGUUCCGCGCCCCGUCGACGACCUCGACGUCGUCAGCGUCAGAGUCGUCCGUCACCGUCCACCCGCCGCGCUCUCGGCCUCCGUCUCCUCCAGCUCCCCCAGAGCCCGCCCCGCCCGCCCCACCGACGCGCGAGUUCAAGCACAAGAAGGUGCAGACAGUGCCCACGAGCAAGAGCAAGAAGAGCCCGGCGAAGGCCAAGAAGGCCCGUCCUCCCCCUCCGCCUCCGCCUCCCGAGUCCGAGUCCUCCUCGUCCGCGUCCGACUCCGAGGCUCCACCACCGCGCCGCCCCCGAGCUCGUGCUCCCGCGGACGCUCCCCACGAAGCGACGUCACCCCGCAAGCGGUGGAUCCCCACAUACCUGCCGCAGGACCUCCGGGAGGAGUUGGCAGCGGCGGACCUGGCCGCCGAGCGCGAGGCUGCGCGAGAGGAGCCAGAGGAGUCGCCGGAGCCGCUGUUGCCCUUUGAGGGCUACAGCACUCGGCGCCCCCUCCUCACGUUGGCCGCCUUCGGCGUGGCCCUCCUCGUGGACUUGGUGUUUUAG